This is a messenger RNA of Penicillium nucicola, 615 nucleotides long. RefSeq names its product GNAT family N-acetyltransferase. Bases 1 to 615 code for a protein of 204 amino acids. Gene Ontology annotation, molecular function: acyltransferase activity, transferring groups other than amino-acyl groups. The record is from RefSeq and is a predicted model, not a curated record. Lineage: Eukaryota; Fungi; Ascomycota; Eurotiomycetes; Eurotiales; Aspergillaceae. The transcript has a single exon.
AUGUCGAAAACCUCAGAACAAGCCUCUAUCCCACCAAACUUCACCAUAAGAACCACCCGCCUCCAAAUAAACCCCUUCAACCCCACCGACAAAAUCCACUGCAAUUUCCUAGUCCAGCUCUGGAACACAGAAGACUUCGUCAAAGCCUGCGGCAAGACUUCAAUAGACACCCCAGAAAAAGCAUCCACAUUUCUCCAACGCCGCGUCUUACCAGCUUACGCCCGCAAUGGCUACGGCAUGUUCCUCGUUUCGCGCACAAGCGAAGACAAUACACAAAUUCCUAUUGGAACGGUCUCCCUUAUGAAAGGCGCACCACCAGACCUGCAUUAUCUCGCACCGGAUGUUGGUUACGUUAUUUUGCCUGAGGAAAGUGGGAAGGGGUAUGCGACUGAGGCUGCGAAGGGGUUGAUCGAGUAUGCGCGUGCGGAGCUUGGGGUUGAUGCUGUUUUUGGGUUCUGUGCUGCGGAUGAUAGGCGGAGUUGUAGAGUUUUGGAGAAGAUUGGGCUUGAGAAUAGGGGGGUUAAGGCGUUGAGUGUUUUUGGGGGGAAAGAGAGUGCUGUUUUUGCUUUGGUUGGGAUGAGUGUAGAUUUGGGGGUUUAUGGACUUGAUGAAUGA